Neomonachus schauinslandi (Hawaiian monk seal) is the source of this 1631-nucleotide messenger RNA. RefSeq names its product phytanoyl-CoA 2-hydroxylase (gene PHYH). Gene Ontology annotation, molecular function: phytanoyl-CoA dioxygenase activity. The transcript has 9 exons. The record is from RefSeq and is a predicted model, not a curated record. Bases 338 to 1366 code for a protein of 342 amino acids. NCBI's taxonomy places the organism in Eukaryota, Metazoa, Chordata, Mammalia, Carnivora, Phocidae. Gene Ontology annotation, biological process: fatty acid alpha-oxidation.
AAUAAACUAGAUUGAAAAUAGGCCCUUGGCAGUAUGGGUCAUGUUUUGGCUCAUUUCUCAUUGGGCGACCUUAACCUGGUUACUAAGCCCUUUAAAAACUGUUUCCCUGCUGUGUGCGGCUGGGAGGAUCUGUGAUCACUGAGGAGCUGGGUGUGUGGGCAGGAAGUCCUCACUAUACGGUGCGCCAGCGCGGAGACUCCGGAGGCUCAGUGCACCUCCGCACUUGGCGGAAUCCCAGGCGUUCUGCGCGCUCGGCCAGGGCUCCUUGUGCUCGUCGCCCCGCCCGCCGCCCGGAGACAGGACUGAGGCCUGGUCGACUCGACUCCUCGCCGGAGCCAUGAACCAGUCUCGUGCUGGCGCCCGCCUGCGCACCGUGCUGGGACACCUCGGCCAGCAUUCGGCCGGGGCCGGCGUAGCUUACCCCACUUCAGGGGCUGCUUCUCCUAACAGUUUCCAUCCUCCACAAUUCCAGUAUACUCGGGAUAAUAAUGUUCUAAGCCUAGAACAGAGACAAUUUUAUGAAGAAAAUGGGUUUCUUGUCAUUAAAAAUUUGGUAUCUGAUGCUGAUAUUAAACGCUUUAGGAGCGAGUUUGAAAGGAUCUGCCAGGGGGAGGUGAAACCAGAGCAACUGAUGAUAAUGAGAGAUGUGGCCAUUGCAAAAUCAGAACGUGUGCCAAGUGAAAAGACAGUUUCAAAGGUCCAGGAUUUCCAAGAAGACAAGGAACUCUUCAGAUACUGUGCUCUCCCUGAGAUUCUGAAAUAUGUGGAGUGCUUCACUGGACCCAAUAUUAUGGCCGUGCAUACAAUGCUGAUAAACAAACCUCCAGAUGCUGGUUCUGUUUCAGGCAAGAAGACAUCCCGCCAUCCCUUGCACCAGGAUCUGCACUAUUUCCCCUUCAGGCCCAGCAAUAACAUAGUUUGUGCUUGGACAGCCAUGGAGCACAUCGACGAGAACAAUGGCUGCCUGUGUGUGCUCCCAGGCACACACAAAGGCCACCUGAAGCCACACAGUUAUCCUAAGUGGGAGGGGGGAGUUAACCUAAUGUUCUAUGGGAUCCAGGACUAUGAUGAAAACUGCCCCCGAGUGCACCUUGUGAUGGAGAAGGGAGACACUGUUUUCUUUCAUCCUUUGCUCAUCCAUGGAUCUGGCUGGAACAAAACUCAAGGAUACCGGAAGGCAAUUUCCUGCCAUUUCGCCAGUUCGGACUGCCACUACAUCGAUGUCAAAGGCACCAGUCAAGAAACCUUUGAGAGGGAGGUUAUGGAGGUAGCAAACAGAUUACAUGGAAUUCCAAAAGACGCCACGCUGAGGGAUUUGUAUAUAUUUCGAGGGCGGCUGGUGAAAGGCAAGAGGAUCAACCUGUGAGGUGGCCCUCUGCUGGAGCUCUUUGAGAGAAAACCACAAGGAAUCAAGGUGCCUAAGGAAAAUGUUUUCUUAACAAGCUGCCCUAAUCUUUUCUAUCACUUGUUAUCCAAAUCACUGCGCGCAAAGACCGGGUACUUCUUGGCACGUGGUUAGUUCUGCGUGCAGAGCUGUUGCUUUCAUGGAUGAAUACAUGUCACAGUGGCCGAUUACUGUUUUCAGGAGAACUAACUCAGGGUUGCACCUAAUAAAAGUGAUUGAUGUCUCA